AUGGAUAAUAUAACUAAAAAUCAAAAACAACAACUUAAGAAUUUGCCACCUUUACUUCCAAAAUAUCAGCAGGCAAAUAUUUUUAAAAAACGUGAAAAUGUAGAAUUUUCAAAAUUAUAUAAUAACGAUAAUAUGGAUUUAUUUUCAAGAAAUUAUCUUCCUUCUAAAAAUCUGAAAUCAUCUAAAUGUGACGAUUCUGAAAUUACUUUACUUAUUGCAUAUAUUCAGGAUAAUGUUUCAACAUGGUUUAGAAAUAAAAGAGAAUUAAUACGUCAAUAUAAUAAAACGCGUGAAACAACAAGUCCAAGUUUUGUAUCUGAUGGAUCAAUAAUCGAUAUUGAAUCUAUGAAACAAGAAAAACAAGUUAUUGAAUCUAAAAACAAAAGAUCUAAAACUUCAACUAACUCUAUUAGAGAUGCUAUUUUAGCAAUGAGUUUGGAAAGAGCUAAUCAAGAAUUAGCAAUUAAAAAGAAUAAAUUAGAAAUUGAAAAAUUAAAAGCACAAACAGAAGUUGAAAAACUUAAAGUUCAAUUAGAACAUGAAAGACAAUUAAAAGAAAUGGAAUUUAAAUAUAAUAAUAAACAAUAA
Funneliformis geosporum is the source of this 588-nucleotide messenger RNA. Lineage: Eukaryota; Fungi; Glomeromycota; Glomeromycetes; Glomerales; Glomeraceae. The record is from the annotation of a GenBank genome assembly.